AUGAUGCGAGAUCUUGGGACUUUAACGACGAUUGAAGACCUUCGACAGGUCAAACAGCUGGCACAGGAGAUAGAAAAAGAAAGAGAGAGUUUAGCCGAUCAAUUGAAGGUCAAAACGGCGAAAAACGAAACAGUUUUGGAUGAGUUUGAUCUGGUAGAAAAACAGCUGCAUUUGGCAGCCAAAGACAUCGUUUCUGCCCGAAAUAGUACAGAUAUUGCGAAGCUACGAGCACAGUACGGCUCUCUGGUGAUUUUGGAUCAGAUUGAUGCCCUUUUGGCGCAAAGAGCAGCCAAAACGGCCCAGAAAGCAGCAUUGGAACAGGUGGAAAGGACACUGGACGCUAUCAAGUCCGCUGCUUCGGAAAAAAACGUUACGGAUCUACAGCUAGAACUCUGGCACGUAGAUUUGAAGGCGUCACAAGCACAGCUGCCGAGCCAAGACGUGGCUCCAGUGUUCGAAAUCUACAAUACCCUGUUACAACAACAAGCCAGUCCGCUUAUUCAGAAAUUGGAAUCCGGGCUUUUGAACUCAAGCUGGGACCAAACUCAUGGUGGAGUCAAUCCCGCUGCUUCCUCGGUGCUCGCAUCGUCCUUCAGAGACCUGUCAUCGCGGAUAUAUCGUUUAAAUGCAUUGUGGCUACCGCAACGGAGACCUGGCAACCUUUGGAAUUUUGAGUGUAUUGCCAAUAACUUCAAGAUAAAGUUCAUUUACCAUCUUGUUAACGAGUCCAUGCAAAAACCGCAUUCUGUGGAGAUGCAUUUUAAGUUUCUGGACAAAUACCUGGACCAAAACCUGUACAGAUGUGUGGACAUUUUCCAUGAUCCAACGACACCGGAUUUGAACAAAAACUUUGUACACCAGCAAUUCAUAAACCAUGUUCUUGCUCCAAUACGAGAAAAGGUCAACACCACAUUGGUCAAAAUUGUCAACGGUGCCUCGAAUGAAAACCUCAAAACUCUGGUUGUUCUCAUUUCCCAAAUCUUUAUCAUAGAUAAUGCUUUGGUUAAAAAGCAUCUUUACGAUGGUCUAGGGCUCAUUGCAAUGGCACCUGAAGAAGUGUUGAACACAUGGUUAUCUUUUGAAAUCGACUCUUCCAUUAGCCAAUUUUACAAAAUCACCAAUUAUACAAGUCUUGAAAAGAGCGGUGCCGAUUUUGCAAAGCUGCUGGAAAACCUCUACCUUUACUUCGAGCCGUUUUUCAGCGUUGAGUAUGCAAAAAUAAUGGACUACAAAUUGAAGACAACAAGGGAGAUAUUUUUGAAACUGCCACAGAACUAUCGCGACACGCUUCUCAACUCUAAGGACGAAACCGUCGCCACCGACUCAGAGCUAACGCAGUAUGAGAAGACACUUUGGAAAGCGCGUAAUUUGCAACUUAUCAGGACGACGCUCGAAAACUUCGGGGACAAAUCAAUUUUUUUUCAACUCACCGAAUACUUAAAUGCUGCCACUUCCUCAUCAUACGAGACAGUUUUCGACGAUGUACUAAAUCUCUAUGAGGACGCAAUAGUAGCUGCAAAAGAAUCGGUCAUUCAUAGGUACAAAAAACUUAUGAAUGUUGCAUUUCGGAAUUACUUCAAAGUUAGCGAUUGGAAUCAAAUAAACUCCGAACCACAACAGUGCAGUGCAGAGUUGGUCUCACCACUAAAUCUGUCGAACAAACUGGUGAGCAUGAUGGAAAGGUCGGAUUUGACUCCGGAUGUGAUUCUGGCCAUCAAAAGUGAGAUCUUGAAUAUACUGAUACACUAUAUGAUUGACUAUGUGAUCAAUCUCAACAAAUUCAACAAGUUUGGCUUAGAUCAAUUGCAUCUGGAUUUCAAAGCGCUGAAAGAUAGCUUAAGCUUUCCCUAUAGCUCUAUCCCCCAAAAUGCCGAGGAAGGCGCGUUUCUUGAAACCUUACAAAUUUUGGCCUUGAAAUACCGAGAAGACUCAAACUGCGAAGAGUUCUUGUCCAAGGUUUAUAUUAAUCACAGACAGUUUUCGGGUCUCCGCGACAAGCUUUCGAUAGAAUACUCAAGUGAUAGCGAGUUAGCAAAUGCGCUAUAUAGAAAUCUAUAA
Messenger RNA from Lachancea meyersii CBS 8951, 2058 nucleotides. Lineage: Eukaryota; Fungi; Ascomycota; Saccharomycetes; Saccharomycetales; Saccharomycetaceae. The record is from the annotation of a GenBank genome assembly.